AUGUUUAAUUAUAUUAAAAAAGAAUUAAGACGAAAAGAUUUUAGGAAAACAUUAAAUUAUUUACAAAGAAAUUCACAACAUUCAUCAGGUGUUAUUGUACAACCAAUUUCUAAAAAUGUUUUACAAGAUAUAACUUCAAAUAAAAUUGAUAAAAAAGAACAAAAAAAAUUAAUUGAUGUAGAUAUUAGAGUUUUAGCUGUAAAAGCACUUUUUAUGAUUUCAGAUAUUAUAACAUAUUUACCAAAUAAAAUAUCUGGAGCUGGAAUAGAUUGUAUUGAAAAAAGUAAUGCUAUAAAAGCUGUACCAUUAAUUUCUGGUGAUCCUUCAAGUCCAUGGGUAAAUAUUAAAAUUUUUGGUUCUGAUCUAGAAAUUGCACCUUUUGAAGGAUGUAAAAAUUUAUAUCAAAUAUGGGAAAAUGCUGUUGCACAAAAUAUUGAUAAAGAAAUUAUUGGAGUAAGAGAAGUUUUGGGACUAUAUAAAAUUCCUGGACAACCAUCAAAACUUGAUUUAGGUGAAUAUAUAUGUAGAAAAUUUAGAGAAGCGGGUAUGAAAAAAGGUGACAGAGUAGUAAUUUUUUCUGAAACAAGAAAAGAAUGGUUAAUAACAGCAUUAACAUCAUUUAAAGAAGGUUUACCUCUUGUAACAAUUUAUUCUACACUUGGUGAAGAUGCUGUAGCACAUGCAGUUAAUGAAACAAAUGGUAAAUUUCUUAUGACAACAGUUGACCAAUUAGAAAAAUUAGAAAAAAUUAAAGAUAAGAUGCCAGGAUUAAAAAAAAUUAUUUGUUUUGAUGAUAGAUAUAGUACUCAUGUAUUUCCUAUUCAAGAAAAAUUAGGAAAUAUUAGUGUUAUUGAAUAUGAUAAAUUUUUAACUCAAAAUAAUAAUAAUAUUGAAAUUGAUAUAAAACCAGCUAAUGUUGAAUUAAAAGAUCAUGCUAUUAUUAUGUAUACAUCUGGAACAACAUCAACUCCAAAAGGAGUUAUUUUAACAAAUGAAAAUUUAAUUGCUGCUGCAUCAGGAAUGUCUGGUUAUGAAAAUUUAGGAGGUUUUUUAGAUGAAAAAACAGAAGUUGUAGCAUGUUAUUUACCAUUGGCACAUAUUUUUGAAUUAACUGUUGAAUUAAGAUGUAUUAGUCAUGGUAUAAAAAUAGGUUAUUGUUCACCACAAACAUUAAUUGAUGGUGCACCACGUUUAUAUAAAUAUAGUUUAUGUGAUUUAAAAGCUUUAAAACCAACAACUAUGGCUGUUGUUCCGGCUGUAUUAAAUAAAAUGAGAUCAGGUGUUGAAGAUAAACUAGCUGGACAACCUGAAUGGAUACAAAAAAUUAUAGACAUAUGUUAUGAUAGAAAAUCAGAAAGAUAUGAUAAAGGUUUAGAAACUCCAAUAUUAGACAAAAUUCUUUUUUCUAAAUUUAGUGAAGUUUUAGGUGGAAAUAUAAAAAAAAUAGUUUGUGGUGGUGCACCACUUGAUGUUGAUACACAAAGAUUUACCAAAAUGAUUUUUUCUAAAAAUGUUCACUUAGGAUAUGGUUUAACAGAGACAUGUGCUGUAACAUGUCUUAAUCAUCCUUAUGAAAGAGAAGAAGGUGUUGUUGGACCACCAUUACCUUGUGUUGAAAUUUUAUUAAGAGAAUGGCCAGAAGGAAAAUAUUAUCCUUCAAAUAAAAAUCCACAAGGUGAAAUUUUAAUACAUGGUGGAAAUGUAUUUGAUGGUUAUUUUAAUAGAGAUGUAUCAAAUGAUUUUGCAAUUAUUAAUGGUAAACGUUAUUUUUGUACUGGUGAUAUAGGAGAAUUUACUCCAAAUGGUAAUUUAAAAAUUAUUGAUAGAAAAAAAGAUCUUAUUAAAUUAGCUCAUGGUGAAUAUAUUGCUUUAGGAAAAGUUGAAUCAUCUUUAGUAUCAAAUCCUUAUAUAGAUAAUAUUUGUCUUUAUGCUCAUUCAGAUAUGGAUUAUUUAAUUGCACUUAUUGUAGCAAAUAAAUUUAAUAUUGAAAAAUUAGCUUUCAAAUUAAAUAUAAAUGGUACUUUUGAUGAAUUAUGUAAAAAUAAAAUUAUAAGAAAUGCAGUAGCUAAUGAUAUAGCUAAAUCUAUGUUUGAUAUUCUUAACAAAUUUGAAAUACCUCGUAAGGUAAUUUUAUUUUCUAGUCCAUGGACAAGUCAAGCUGGUUUAUUAACUGAUGCUAUGAAAAUUAAAAGAAAAGCUAUUGAAGAAACUUUUAAAAAUGAAAUAGAAGAAGUUUAUACACCAAUUAAUAAUUUUGUUCAUCAUGAUCAUAAAUAUCAUGGAACUAUUCAUUAA
Strongyloides ratti is the source of this 2295-nucleotide messenger RNA. RefSeq names its product AMP-dependent synthetase/ligase domain-containing protein. Gene Ontology annotation, cellular component: endoplasmic reticulum; plasma membrane; lipid droplet. The transcript is spliced from 3 exons. Gene Ontology annotation, biological process: long-chain fatty acid metabolic process; neuron differentiation; long-chain fatty-acyl-CoA metabolic process. Gene Ontology annotation, molecular function: long-chain fatty acid-CoA ligase activity. Bases 1 to 2295 code for a protein of 764 amino acids. Lineage: Eukaryota; Metazoa; Nematoda; Chromadorea; Rhabditida; Strongyloididae. The record is from RefSeq and is a predicted model, not a curated record.